Messenger RNA from Purpureocillium lilacinum, 1026 nucleotides. The record is from RefSeq and is a predicted model, not a curated record. Lineage: Eukaryota; Fungi; Ascomycota; Sordariomycetes; Hypocreales; Ophiocordycipitaceae.
AUGUCGGCAUCGAUCACAUGCUUUGCGGCUUUUCAGGGACUCGCAACGAGCCUGGACACGCUAUGCGCUCAAGCGUUCGGAUCCGGACAGAGGCAACUGGUCGGGCUGUAUUGCCAACGCAUGAUGAUGUUCCUUCUCUGUCUAUCGGUUCCGAUAGCGAUCCUAUGGUACGCGUCCGAGCCGGUUCUUCUCAAGAUCGUCCCCGACACCAAUACUGCGCACCUGUGUAGCUUGUACCUCAGAGUCCUGGUCUUUGCAAUUCCGGGCUACGCCGCGUUCGAAACAGGCAAGCGGUUUCUCCAGGCUCAGGGGUUGUUCAGCGCAACCACAUACAUUCUGCUCAUUGGCGCGCCUUUCAAUGCAAUACUCAUGUGGCUUCUCGUCUGGAAGCUCGAGCUUGGCUUUGUUGGCGCUCCAAUAUCUGUUGCUAUGACAAGGACGUUGCUGCCCGUACUCCUUGUUCUCUAUGUCAGAUACUCUAAAGGCUCGCAGUGCUGGGGAGGGUUUACCAAGCGAGCUUUUGCCAACUUUCGGAGUAUGAUCAGACUUUCUCUACCAGGAAUGGUCAUGGUAGAAGCCGAGUGGCUCGUUUUUGAGAUUAUUACUCUCCUUUCUACCCGAUUCGGUAUCGAGUACCUUGCGGCGCAGAGCAUAAUUUUCACCCUUACCACUCUGUCGUAUCAGAUCCUCUUUUCUCUGUCUAUCGCCGCGUCUACUAGGGUUGCUCGCCUUAUCGGGGCUGGCAGAGUCAAAGAUGCAAGGCUCGCAGCGAAAGUGGCCGUCAUCACGUCUUGUUUGUCAACGCUGCCCAUUUCUCUGGCUUGGCUUACGUUGCGGCAUAAGCUCCCGUACAUGUUCACGGAGGAUGAAGGGGUUGCUGGCCUCGUCACGCAGACUUUACCCGUCAUUGCCGUAAUGGUACAUUUCGACGGCCUCGGGGUCUCAUUCAUAGAGUAUGCCUACUUGCUCAUGGCGGACUGGGAGAAGGCUGUUUUGGAGGCGGCUUCCAGAAACUCGGCAGGCUAA